Trypanosoma conorhini is the source of this 1164-nucleotide messenger RNA. Its product is annotated as RNA-binding protein. The record is from RefSeq and is a predicted model, not a curated record. Gene Ontology annotation, cellular component: ribonucleoprotein complex. The transcript has a single exon. Gene Ontology annotation, molecular function: RNA binding. NCBI's taxonomy places the organism in Eukaryota, Euglenozoa, Kinetoplastea, Trypanosomatida, Trypanosomatidae. Bases 1 to 1164 code for a protein of 387 amino acids.
AUGGGUAGUGCGCCGCCCAAAGAGCCUUGGGAGGCUCCGACGGAAGUGUACAAGCCCACGCUGCGCGUGGAUGUGACGGCAGAGCCCCCUGAGGACAAUGAAAACAGCACCGGGACGACGCCCAUGGCUUCUUUAACGCCCCAUGUUUCCACAAACAUUUUCGUGGCCGGGGUCCCACCAUCGUGGGACGAGAAUGACUUGCGUAAGAAGUUUCAGGAAUUUGGCGAGAUCAUUUCCACGAAAAUUGUGAAGCAAAGACAUUUUGCAUUUGUCAUGUUUCGAAGGCCAGAGUCCGCGCAUGCCGCGAUCAACGCAACACACUUGACGCACCCCACAGCGAAUAGUCCCAUGCUGCUGCAUGUGUCUAUUGCGAUGCACGAUGAGGGAGUUGACGAAAUACCCAACGAUCGUAUUUUUAUUCGCGGGCUGCCUCAGUGGGCUACCAAAGAUCAUCUCCGACAUUGCUUCUCCCGUUUUGGCACCAUUGUAGAGUCGGCCGUGCUUAUGAACGCUCUUGGACAGUGCAAAGGCUCGGGGUUUGUGCAGUUUUCAUCGAUUGAGGAGGCGACGGCGGCUAUUGAGGCACGAAAGACGAUUCGCAUUGAAAACUGGGAGACAGGGCUUGAGAUAAAGUAUUCAGAGACCGCUGAGGUUAGGCAGCAACGACAGGAACGCAACAAAAAAAGGCAGAAACACUCACCUAAAUAUAGACAGCCGCAACUGCCAUACCAAGCGUUUCCUCCGCAGCUCCCCGUAGUUCCACCAAUGUCUGCGUACCCCAUGCUUGGAAUAGCGACUCCAUUCCCUUUGUUCUAUCCGCAGCCUGCGCUAAGCCCGCCGGCGGCAUCACCGCACAUAAUGUACUCUCCGAUGGUUACAUCCUCUGCGGUGCCGGUGUACACGCCCCCGCCCGGAGUUUUCGAACCCAACCCGGACGUCUUCCCUGCUAGUGGUGAUUUACACUUCUCUGGAGUCGCAUUGACGGAGUCCACCCUGGUGUCACUGCUGCAGUGCUAUGGAAAGGUGGCGGCCAAGGACAUGUUAAGUGAUGCCGGAGCAGCUGUGAGGAUGGCGGACCGCGGGUUGCAUGGAACUAUUGCCCAACAACUUAACGGUACAAUUUUUCCUAACGGACAGGUGUUGUCGGUGGUCCGUUACGCUUAA